This is a messenger RNA of Chaetomium strumarium, 3390 nucleotides long. RefSeq lists its product as uncharacterized. Lineage: Eukaryota; Fungi; Ascomycota; Sordariomycetes; Sordariales; Chaetomiaceae. The record is from RefSeq and is a predicted model, not a curated record. The transcript has 2 exons. Bases 1 to 3390 code for a protein of 1129 amino acids.
AUGAAGGGCACUUCUCGUGCCUGUCGCCGGCUGCUGGCCGUUGCCCGGAAGCCCUUCGGCCGCGUCCGAACCCCCGGCGGCCCCUUCAAGCCCAUCUCCCAGGGCUUUGCUUCCUUCUUUGAGUCGCUCCUCACGUCAAUGGCUGUUGUCAAUGCCGACGCCAUGGGUACCCUUGCCCACAUUGAUAUCGCCGGUUGCGAUGCUGCCUACAUCGCUCAUCACAUCAAGGACGUCGCUCCGGCCGACAAGGUCCAAGUUCAAGUUGUUAAGGAAGCGAACACAAUCACUUCAAGCACGGACGCUACUGUCGCAGCCGAGUCUGAUCUAAAUCCCCACACGGUUCUGGAGAUCCCUACUCUCCAGGAAGAAGAGACUCCUGCCGUCGCUGGUGAUCCUGUUGUUGAUGAGGUCACUGAAUGCGCCACUGUUACCGGCGACAUCCCGGUCGAAGACAUUGAAGAGACCAUGACUGGCGCUGAGAACACUGUCUCAAUUUCCACUCCUGUUGAGAACCUGCUUGACAACAACACUUCGGUCUCGGAUGAAUCUCCCGCGACCGCCAUCGACAUCCUGGAGGUCGCCUCUGAUAAUGCCGCUCUUAUUUUGGCUGCUGAGAACGAGGUUCUUGAAGAAGCUGCAGCUUUCACCCCUGUUGCAGAGUCUGUCAUCAACGACACCACUCUUGCUGAUGAAGUUGUUGCGACUCCCAUCGAUAUCACAGAGAUCGCAUCCCAUAACGAACUUGCGUCUGCUGAUUAUGACGACCAUGUGGAGGGAGAAGUUUCCCUUUUCACGCCGUCCGAAUCCGUCGCCAAGGGCACUUCGGCCGUUGCCAGUGACAUUGUUGCAUCUGCCAUCGACGUCAACGUCGAGGCCACAUCUGAUGACACACCUUUCACUCCGGCCGCUCUCGACGAGGAUGACAUUACUUUGGAGCAAGUCGCCGAGGAGAGCCUCCUCGACGAGAGUGGUGAGAACUCUGAGCAAGACAUCGAGGAUGUUCUUGAAUACAUCGACGUUGCCGAACUCGAGGCAGUCUUGGACGAAGAUAUUAAGGAUACCGUCCUCGGCAAUGAAAGCAUGUCGGAGAUUGAUCUCAAGGACCUCGUCGAAUGUGAGCCUGUCGAGGCCGACGAGCUUCUGAUCCCUGAACUCCCUCUCAUCUUUGAGGACGACUUUGAUGCUCCCAUCUCGAGCAUUUUCGACGCCAACUUUGAGCGUCACAUGGGCAUCGACAUUACCUGGUCGGUCCCCAAGAUCAUUGAGAAAGGCGAGCUCACGCUGCGCGAGCGACUCGCCAAGGCCAAAGCGCAGUGUACCCUCCAGAACCUGUUCCUCGAGAAGUCUGCGCGCAACCUCUCGAUUAACGGCACCACUGCUCCAGUUCGAGCCGUCACCAAGGUGGCCACACGUGCAGGCGAGCCUGCAACUAUCCUGCUGUCCAAGAAUGAGACCAAGCCGACAGCCGGCACUCAGUCAGGCAGCAACGAGUCCGCUGCUCGCAACCAUUCGCGGACCGCAUCGGGAAGCAGCAAGCAGUCCAGCAAUUCCGCCGGCGAGCUCUUCGACAGCCCGCCAUGCCCCGGCACUCCGGUGACCGACUACUCUGUCACCCCUACCAAACCCGAAGUCGAAGAAGUCCUGACGCCCGUCGCUGAUCAGGCCGAAGUUCGUCAUGAUGAGGUCAAAGAUGUUGGCCCUGAAGAGACGGAAGAUGUUUGCCAUAUCGAUCCCAAGAAUCAGACGGAUGACGUCGAAGCGUUGUAUAAAGUCCUGGCCUUGUAUCCCGUCCCUGCUCACCGCAACGUUGACUUUGCCGUCCUCGAGAACGGCCAGAUCGUGUACUACUAUCACGGCCACUCUCUGAUCUCUACCUUGCGUCGAGACGAUUACGAACAGUAUGAGGCGGCGUACCCAGAUGCUCCCAAGAUGAACGAGUCUUUCUUCAAGAUCUACGACAACGAAGUCGUCGAGAUCCUGAGCGACACGAGCUCAGAAUUCAUCUCUAACCCGGACGAUGAUGACUCCUACGAAGUGGAGUCGCCGUACAAGCGGCCAUCAAACCCGGAGCCCCCGAGCCCCACCAAGGCAGUCGUCGACCGCCCGGUCAUUGUCGACUCAUCGUCGUACUCCCCGCAACGGGAAGAAAAGAAAGACGACCACGUCGCCACGCCACCCGUUGAGGAAGAAGCAGACGGAUACUACUCCGAAGACGAACUCCCUCGCGCCCCAUCUUCCCCUUACCGGCAGCGCGAGUCGUAUGACUUCUGGACGGGGCUCGACCUCUCCCCCUGGGGAACCCACUCCUACGUCACGCACAGUGGCCACAUCGCUCUGCUCAAGGAGCGCCAGAUCCAGUCCGGCAUCUGCCACGGGCUCCUCCAGCAGUGCCGCUUCGGUCUGUGGCAAUGCCCCGACCAGGUCCAGCCCACCCCUGUGCCAGGCGUGCCCGAGCUCAAGCUCACCACGCCGGAGGGCGAGGAGUUCUGGCCAGACGACUGCUUCGACCGGGUCUCGUACACGUACGAGUUCGAGUACAGCCCCGAGGACGACUGGCGGUUCGGCCACCGGUGCGGAGAGAAGUGUUAUGAGUUCUACGCCGAGUUUGGCUGGGAUGGAUAUGAUGAGCGGGCGGAGGAAGGGACCAUGGACAAGUUGCUGAUCGAUCUUGAGCAAAGCGGCGCUGACGACUGCACGCGCGCCGAAGCCAUCAUUGAGUUCUGCAUGGAUGAUGACUCGGAUGAUGAUGAGGAGGCAAUCAAGGACAUUGGGGUCAACCUUCCUCCUCCCACGAAGCCCUCGUCUUCAAAGAAGAAGGGGAAGGGUGUUGAGUCUCUCCCGCGCGCUCUGUCGGUGAUCUUCGAGGAAGAUGAUGAUGAGAAAGAAGAGAAAAACAUCAUCGACCACCACAGCAAUGACGCAUCGGAUGAUGACUCGGAUGAUGACUCGGAUGAUGACUUGGAUGUUGACUCGGAUGUUGACUCGGAUGUUGACUCUGUGAAUGAGAACGUCGUAAUCAACCUGGACCUCUUCGACACGCUCGAGAGCGCGGUGAACAAGGAGUGUGAGCGUCGGCAGAAGCAGAACGCUGCUGCUGCUGCUGCCGCCGCCGUUGUCUCUGUGCCAGCGGAGGAAGACAACAAGACUACUGAGGAGAACAAGUCCGGUGACGUCCAGAAGGAGGCGCAGCUGUUGCCGCGCUGGGUGCGCGAUCCCUUCUACAUCUCCAACAAGAACUGGGAGGACUUGAUGGACGAGGAAGAAGACGAGGCGGGCACUCAUGCUGUCGUCGCCGUCGACAAGAAGAAGGAAGAGCUGCCGCUCUGGGUGCGCGAUCCCUUCUACAUAUCUGGGAAGAACUGGGAGGACCUGAUGGAUGAGGAGGAGUAA